AAUAUCCCACAUCACUCCACCCGUUUGCACUUCCUGACGGGAAUUCCCAGCGUUUCCCGGAAUGUCAUUAUGUAGAGCGGGAAAUGAAGACUAAAUAAACAGGCUAAACAGGCUACCGGAAGCCAUCACCUCCCGGCUCCGCUAACCGGGCCAUUUAAAAUAAUUCGAAACCGAAACAAUUUAGUCCACCCCUGUACUGCGUCACGUCAUUACAAGAGCUAUUGGCUCAUUUCGCCGCCCACGUCAUACACUACUACUAAGGAUUUAAAGAUUUACAGAGGUUUAACUCAUGACCUCUUUAGUAGUGUAGACAACGCUUUAAACUGCUGCAUCAGGAUCAUUUUAAUGUAUUUACUUCGCUUUUUGCAGUUCGAGGAAUUUUAUACGAGGAAACAUUAGCAAAGGCUGCUGCUUUAUUCUCAAACUAUAAAUGUAAGCAUUUGGCUUAAUUUAACUAAAAGAAAGAGCAUCUGUUUAUCUCGAGAUGCCAGCUGCCCUUAUGGACAACUUUGACAGGGGAAGUCCUUUCUCACAAAGUGGUUCACAAAGUCCUCAAGACUGGAGCACAGUACAGUCAGAUGGCCACAAACAUCAGUGGAGAGAGAAGAACAGAGAUGCAGCUCGCAAGAGUCGUAGAAAACAGACAGAAAAGGCAGACAUUUUGCACAUGGAACUCCAAAAUCUAGAGCAGUCCAAUGCUGCAUAUGUGAAAGAAAUCGCAGAACUGAGGAAGGAGAUUCAAAUCUACACCACUGCUUUGGAACAACAUGGACCUUUCUGCACUAAAGUGUCCUUGUGUGGACCGUCACUACCCAUUAGUGCUGAUCCAUCCACAGCAACACCCGCUACAGCAGAUUUCACCUUUGUCUCUGACCUCAACCCCUUGCCGGACCUUGGUUUCUUAUCUGCCUCUCCACAUAAUUCAGUGGACUUUGCUCUAUCAGACCUCCUUGAGAGCAGCGAUUGGUCUUCUUGGGACACAGUGAAUGGUGAUGGUUGCUUACAGCAAUUUUGAAAAACAUGAGAUGCUAUAUCAGUUACAUUCUUAUUUGGUGACUUUCCUUACACACAGUGCUGGGUAGUAACAGAUUACAUAUAAUCUGUAUUAUGUAAUCAAGUACUUGUAAUUACAUUAAAUUACAUUUUAAAGUACUCUUAAUCAGAUUACAGUUACUAUUUUAUGGAUUACUUGAAUACAUAUUAAUCAGGCAAAGUAUUCUAAAGUAUAAUAACAAAGAACAUAAUUGUUCAUUAUUUAUUGAUCCCUCUAAUUCUUCUUCUGUUCAAAUACCUUUUAAAAACCUGAUACUAGCCACCAGCCAUAAUUACACUGAAGAUGGAGUGGUAAUCCACACAUAAAUGCAGAACCGAUUGUAUCAGUGCAGUAAAGUUUUAGUUUCGCAAAUUGUUUUUGUACUCGGCUUCAAAAAUUUACAAGAAUGCGCUUUUGCUUUUGUCAGAACUUUUGAGACGUAUUUUUUUUUUUGUGACAUUGAUUCACAAAUAUAACUGGUCUGGUCUGCGUUUCCCAAAAGCAUCGUAAGCUUAAGUAGAUUGUAGAUCAAUUUAAGUUUACGAUGCUUUUGGGAAACGCAGCCCUGAUCUGCUAUCACACGUGGAUGAUGUUUGUAAUGCCAAAAUUGCCAGAGUAAGAACGUUUUAAGUGCCUUUUUUACUAUACUCAGAAACAGAUAGGGUUGGGAGUGUUACUUUUAAAAUGUUUUCCACUACAGAUUACAGAAUACAUCCUUUAACAUUUAAUUUGUAAUGUAUUCCGUUAGAUUACUCAAGGUCAGUAACAUAUUCUAAAUACUUUGGAUUACUUCUUCAGCACUGGUAGAUUUUUUCACUUGUUUUGACUAUAAAAACUCUGCCAGUACAGUAAGACCAAAUACACAUGUUAAAAAUACAUUCACUGAAAAAAGCCUAAGUAUCUUAUGCAGUGUUGCUUCUAAAACAAAAUAAAUUACAUUUAUCUUGUUUUAAGGAUUUUUAGAUAUUUUUACAGAAAAACAAUUCAAAAAUGAUCAUCAUGAAUACGAUUUUUGCCCUAAUAUCAAAGGUCUUACUGCUCCAAACUUACUUCGAAACUUACUUCUCUGUUGUAUGAAUGUAGCACAUUUUAAGAAAGUGUUUCACCGCUGUUCGAAUGCUCUUUGGAUUGCAUUUAUAUGUAUAAAUGUUUUCCAUCUAAAUAGACUAAAUAUUAAAUGGAACAAACGAAAAUAAAAUGCAAAGUAAUCUCUUCAGUAAUCAAAAUACUUUUUGAAUGUAACUGUACUCUAAUUACCAAUGAUUUAAAUUGUAACUGUAGUGGAAUACAGUUACUUGUAUUUUGUAUUUUAAAUACGUAAUCCCGUUACAUGUAUUUCGUUACUCCCCAGCCUUGGAAACUGGAACGAGUAGUGAGUAAAACACACACACACACACACACACACACACACACACACAUACAAAUCAUAUCAAUUCUUAUAUUUUCAUCCAUUAAGCAAGUUUUCUUUAAUGUAUUUAAUCUACAUUAUGUCAAAAUGGUACCAGCUUCUCCUACUCAGUUGCAAGUGUCAUCAAACAAACAAGAAUUGUCAGAAGUAAUCAGAAAGUAAUCCAAACAAAAUCUGAUUAGAUUAUUUCAAAUGUAAUCCAAGAGAUUACGUUAAUGACUACAAUUUUAGUCAUAUAAUUUUUAAUCAGUCUCAGAUUACAAAUUAGAAGUAAUCUACCCAGCACUGCUUACACACUACUACAUACAGCAAACAGCUUUUUGAGACUUUUUGUUGUUGUGUUCAAAUGCAAAAGGUGCUAAACCCAUGUUCUAUAAACAUGUAGAUAUUGUUUUUUUCUUUUUAUAUUUUUUGUAAACUAUAUACUGUAUAUUUACAAAUGCAAAAACUGACUUUAGCUACAUUUUGAAUGUAGCUUCCAUAAUAAGGGCAUUAUAUUUAACGUGCAUGACGAGAUCAUGGCUUGGUUGAAUCAAUUUUAAUGUGUAUUUUGAUCAUAUAUUUAAUAAAUUAUAUUUUAAUAUU
This is a messenger RNA of Myxocyprinus asiaticus (Chinese sucker), 3026 nucleotides long. RefSeq names its product basic leucine zipper transcriptional factor ATF-like. Bases 485 to 1015 code for a protein of 176 amino acids. Gene Ontology annotation, cellular component: nucleus. NCBI's taxonomy places the organism in Eukaryota, Metazoa, Chordata, Actinopteri, Cypriniformes, Catostomidae. Gene Ontology annotation, molecular function: RNA polymerase II cis-regulatory region sequence-specific DNA binding; DNA-binding transcription factor activity, RNA polymerase II-specific. The record is from RefSeq and is a predicted model, not a curated record. Gene Ontology annotation, biological process: regulation of transcription by RNA polymerase II. The transcript has 3 exons.